AUGUCUUUGAAUUCAGUGAUCAAUUCACAGCUGCGUAAGGAAAUAGCCGCAUGGCUGUUGCGAGCCAAAGAAAAUGCCAAAUCCAGCGUCAGCUUCGGUGAAAAUGUUUGGGCAGACUGUCACGGCGGAGGCACAUCCAGGUCGCCUUAUUGUCGCCCCCAGGGCAUCAGGAACUCUCAGGGCGACUAUAGCAUCCAGCUGCUGCUCCUGAAUUACAGUUCCGGAAGGGGGGCAAACACACAAACCCUACAAGCAAUUUCGGCCGUGUCGUUCGGAAAGAAGCAACCUACGAAAGACGAAGUCUACGACAAGCUUUCAGAGAUUGUAGAGAAUGCACCAUGGGCUGCUCAAAUAAGACAAAGCUCCAAGAAGUCAGACACAAGCCUGUUAAGGAAUAACCGUGCCGUCCGUGUAAAUGCAGCAUUCGGCGGAUAUGUGACACUGACUCUCUAG
This is a messenger RNA of Dacryopinax primogenitus, 453 nucleotides long. RefSeq lists its product as uncharacterized. Bases 1 to 453 code for a protein of 150 amino acids. The record is from RefSeq and is a predicted model, not a curated record. Lineage: Eukaryota; Fungi; Basidiomycota; Dacrymycetes; Dacrymycetales; Dacrymycetaceae. The transcript is spliced from 3 exons.